Molecule: messenger RNA, 1637 nt
Organism: Entelurus aequoreus (snake pipefish)
Lineage: Eukaryota; Metazoa; Chordata; Actinopteri; Syngnathiformes; Syngnathidae
Product: aquaporin-11-like
Exons: 5
Coding region: 94-1230 (378 amino acids)
Cellular component (GO): cytoplasm
Molecular function (GO): channel activity
Source: RefSeq, a predicted model, not a curated record
AGAGAGUAGUAGUGUACUCACUAACAUAGUUGGUCCUCAUACGAGGGGGACAACUCACCGAGUUGUUGCCGAUGACCUGACCACUUGAGCGGGAUGAACGUGUGGGUCUCCCUGGCGGUGUUGGCCGUCGCGGUGCUUCUCAGCGAGGUAGCCCGCCGGGCAGCCAUUCGCCUCCUCCGCGGUGCCUCCAGAGCUGCGGUGCUGGAGGCGGCGUCUACCUUCCAGCUCUGCUGCUGCACGCACGAACUCAAGCUGCUCGCCGACGCGGUCGAGCCGGCGGUCAGCCUGACGCUUUGCUACGCCAUUACCGUCGUCCACCUGCAGACCUUCCGGGGAGCUUCGUGUAACCCCUGCGGCGUCGUGGAGCGAGUUUGCCGCGGGAGCAGCGGCGUCGGAGCGGCGCUGUCGGUCGUCGCCGCGCAGUUCAGCGCCGCUCUGGCCGCGCGGCUCUUCGCCGCCUCCGUGUGGUCGCAGGGUCUGUCGGAGAGCCACGCUACGCACCGGCGCUUCGGCUUCAGGUGCUUCGACCCGCUGGGGGGCACCGUGUUGGAGGCGGCCGCCGUGGAGCUGGCUUGCGCUUUCGCCGUCCAAGCCGUGGCUCUGCACGCCCACAAAGUGGACGAGAGGCUCCGCGUUCACGUCUUUGCCGCUGUCGUUACUGCGCUGGUGUACACAGGUGGCAGCAUCUCCGGGGCGGUCUUUAACCCCGUCCUGGCCUUCUCUGUCCAGUUCCCCUGCAGCGGACACACCUACCUGGAAUACUGCUUCAUUUACUGGCUGGGACCAGCCUUAGAAAAAUACGGGCUGGAUCACAAAGCAACGAGCAAGGAAAAUAAAUACCAAGAGAGGAACCCGACCGCGACUCCUGUCCUGCCUCCUCGGACCCAGUUUCUGUUGGCAGAGGCCCAGAACUAUGAAAACAUCACAGAGCGUCCCGACUGUGGACAGAACACCGUGUCCGCCUUCCAACAAAACAUGGACGACCCUCACGACCAUGACUUGAACCAGGAGGACCCUCGUCUACGUAAGCAGAUCUUGGACCUGCAGCACGACGACAACCCCUUCCAGGACCAUGAGCACAACAUGGCCGAGGUUCCAGACUACGAAGAGAUCGCUGAGCAGCAGGCUGACUACGUGAAAGUAGACGACGACGACGAGGUCUACCCUCCGUUGAUGGAGGACUACGAUGACAUCGCCGGUGACGACAAGGACUAUGACGACCUUGGCUAAGGCGGUGACGGCAUCGACUAGUUCCGUAAAGGGCGGGACUUGUGCAAACCACGCGAGACCUCAGUGCACCUCUCUAGACCUCACUUCAGCUUACGUCCACUUAUGUUUCUCAUGCUUUUUCUUUGGCUUCUUUGCCACGCUUAUCCCCCAAGUUAAGAGAAGAAAAACAUGUUGACGGUGAGUUAGCAUCACGCGGAGUCCAGGAUUGAACGUGAACAUUCGCCGCGAGCUAACUGCCUGUCAUACAUGUCAUCACCGGUCAAAGGUGGUGUUUACCGUUUUUCCUCACAUUUGUGGUUAACUUAUUAUUACACUUGUAAGAUUAAAAAUAUGAAAUGUUGCCUGUGCAGCCGAUAAAGAUUUGAUGCUGGCCACAGCUUGACCCUGGUACAGAUUAUUUCUAUUAA